Molecule: messenger RNA, 3124 nt
Organism: Ostrea edulis (European flat oyster)
Lineage: Eukaryota; Metazoa; Mollusca; Bivalvia; Ostreida; Ostreidae
Product: nonsense-mediated mRNA decay factor SMG9-like
Exons: 13
Coding region: 143-1525 (460 amino acids)
Biological process (GO): nuclear-transcribed mRNA catabolic process, nonsense-mediated decay
Source: RefSeq, a predicted model, not a curated record
UUAAAAUAAGGAAACGAAAGUAGACAGUUGAUGAUUGGGAAAGUCGAUAGUCUCACUGUCUUGUCCGAGUUGUCGAUAGUCGAAUCUUGAGUCGAUAGUCAUAGUGAUAGUCUGAUAGAAAAACCUAAAAAUAAAAAAGGUGAUGUCCGAGCAGGAUCGAGGAGAUCGUGGUCGAAGACGACCGAGAAGAAGGGGAGGCGGUCCAAACAGUGGCAGUAGAAAGAUUGAAAGGGAGACAUAUGACGGGGACUACCAAUCAUCAAAGCCAACUAUUAUUUUGGCCAAACCUGCUGCUAUGGACUCGAGUGUCCUGAGUACCAGUCCAUCAGCAACUUCCUCUACAAUCAAGCCAGACAAACCCGUUGUCAUGGCAAUAAGACCCAGAGAUGAGUCAUUCUCCUCGGGAGCAUCCAGUAUAUCAGCAGGGGAGUCAACUCCAUCACAAGUCCCAUCAGUUUCACACCGAACCCCAGUCAGCAUUAUCCAGACAGAUGGGUCCAGCCGUCUCUCUGCUCCUCCAGAAAUGAACCAGAGUGUUAAAAUUGUGGAUGACUCUCAUCAAUGGAGUGAUGCAGGAAUGGAAGUUUUACUGGAUCAAACUGAUUUCUUUGUGGUUGGGGUCCUUGGGCUUCAAGGCUCUGGAAAGUCUACCAUGUUGUCACUCCUAGCGGGAAACAAUCCCUCAGACAAUAUAAGACAGUAUAUAUUUCCACCACAAAACAGAGAGUGUAAAGAGUUAUGUGAACACCAGACCUCGGGAAUUAAUAUGUUUGUCACAGGAGAAAGAACGAUAUUUCUGGAUACUCAGCCUGUCUUGAGUCCCUCUGUUCUGGAUAAAAUAAUUCGUCAAGAGAAGAAGAUCCCCCCAGAAUACAGCACUGCCGAAAACUGUGUGGAAAUGCAGUCCCUGCACCAGGCAGCAUUUCUGAUGUCUGUCUGUCACAUCAUCUUAGUGGUUCAGGACUGGUUCUCAGACAUCAAUCUCAUCAGAUUUCUACAGACGGCUGAGAUGUUGAAACCUUCAACUCCAUCAUCAAGUCAUGACAGUUCCUCUGGAUCGGAAGAAACUAAUGAUUACUACCCUAGAAUUGUUUUUGUACAGAAUAAAUGCACCAGGGAUCAUUUUAGCAGAGAAACACACAAGGCCAUGCAGUCAACACUUUCCAAGAUGUUAGAGGUUUCAAAGCUGAAAAUCAAAGGUGACGUAUCAAUGGCCAGUGGAAACCUGUUGUCAGGGUUACCAAAACAUCAACCAACAGACAUCAACUUAUAUCUGUUUCCAAAUAUGGACACUAACAAGAAAGAAUCUCAAGAUACAGUUCUGACCCUAUUACCUGAGUACCGUGGAUACCCUAGUGUGACCACACUGGUAAACGGUUUGAGGAAGCAGAUUUACUCCAUGCCAAGAGAUGCUCUAACCCAUACCACUCUGUCAGAGAAAAACUGGUUUCACUAUGCAGCUAGAACCUGGGAGGCUGUAAAGAAAUCGCAACUUAUGGCUGAGUACAACAGACUGCUGCACUGAAGAUUCAGCUUGAACAUGAAGACAGUUAUCUGUUCCUACCCUUUUAACUUGACUACAUUACUAAAAAUCAUGACCAUCCAAUUGGAAAGGGGGAAAAAAUUCCCAACACUUUACCAGGUUUCAUACGAAAAUCUGGUGGUGUUUUAAUUGUAUGUCAGUCUGAGAGUAGAACAUGGCAGGGAGAAAAAUAAAGUAAUACAGAGCAAAGGUGUUACAGCAAUUGAUGGAUUCCUUUUUUGCUCACCUGAGCCACAGGCUCAAAUGAGUUUUCCUGAUUAAAAAUUGUUCAUUGUCUGUUUCAUCUUCAUCAGAACCAUAAUGCCAAUUUCAACCAAACUUGGCACAGAGUAUCCUUAGGUCAAGGAGAUUCAAAUGAAGGGUCAGCUUCUCUUCCAAGGGGAAAUAAUCAAGGAAAGGUAAAAAUAGAGUGGGAUCAUUUUCAGAUCUUUUUUCUCAAGAACCACUGACAUAAUGUAAAUUUUAACUUUGUCCAAAUCAUGACCUCCAAGGGGUAGGAUGGGGCUACAAUAGCAGAUUAAAGUUUGACAUGGGUAUGUAUAAGAAAAAUCUGCUACAAAAUAGAAGGGCUAUGAUUAGUCACAUUAAUUUGCAAACAUCUUUAGGUAGUGCAGAUUCAAGUUUGUUCAAAUCAUGGCCACUGGGGGUAGGGUUGGGCUACAAUAGGGUAUCAAAGUUUUUCAUAGGUAUGUAUGUGGGGACAUUUUUUAAAAAUCUUUUUCUCAAGAGCAAUAGGGCCAUGAUUAGUCAUAUCAAUAUGCAAGCAUCCUUAGGCACUACAGCUUUUCAUGGGGGUGGGGCCUUAAUUCAGUGAGAGAUCAAAAUGUAAAGGAAACAUUCUUUUUAGGUUUCGCAAGAUCACAGUAAAUGUGUAGACUCAAGUUUUUUGUUUUUCAAAUUACGGAUUAUGACUCUGGGUUUAAGAGUGGGGUUAGAAUUGGGAUCAAAUUUUACAUAGUGCAUGAAUACAGACAAAAAUCUUUAAAGAUCUCCAGAACACAAUAACAAGACAAUAUUAGUAAUUUCAUUAUAGAUAUUAAUAAUAUUGUUAUAAAUUGAGUUAAGUCAUGAUCCUAUUGGUUUAGGUUGAGAUCAUAACAUGUCAAAUUUUUUGUGGGAAUAAAAAGGGUAAAAAAUCUUUUUAAAAUAUUCUGAUGAAGAACACUAAAGACAAUGUGGCUUACCUGAGACAAUGUGACUUACCUGAGACAGUAUGACUUACCUGAGACAAUGUGACUUACCUGAGACAAUGUGACUUACCCGAGACAAUGUGACUUACCCGAGACAAUGUGGCUUACCUGAGACAAUGUGACUUACCUGAGACAGUAUGACUUACCUGAGACAAUGUGGCUUAUCUGAGACUAUGUGGCUUACCUGAGACAAUGUGGCUUACCUGAGACUAUGUGGCUUACCUGAGACAAUGUGGCUUACCUGAGACAAUGUGACUCAGGUGAGCUUCGUGGUGCAUAGGCCUCUUGUUGAAAAUUGUGACGGUAAUUCAUGUUUCAAAGUUCAUAAAUGUGCAGUCCACUUGAAUGUGUAUUGUGUUGUAAUGCAUGAUGAAAUAAAUAUGUAAAUGCA